AUGGUUGAUCAUGAUGCGUUUCCCUUACUAGUUUCUAACCUGAGAGAGAAUGCACCUCAAGCCGAGUUCUCUAUAUUCCCUGGCGAUUUAGCUGUAAUUCUUGGACAGAAACAGGAACCCGGCACCCACCCACGUCACAUCAACGGCUCUGCCAUGAUCUGGGUCCCGCAUCAGUCGACAGCAGAAGAGAGAGAACGCACAUUAGAUAUCCGCAAUUAUGGCAGAACAGACACUGUCAAUGUUGAGACUUCAGGCUACAGCGCUUGGGGUGUACCAAAAGCGAGCGCAUUAUGUCCCCGCGUCGAUCAGGAUACUGCGGGGAAGAUCAAGGGGUUCCGAAAUGGAUGUCACCGUACCUGGAUUUGCACGUCGAAUUUGGACGUCGUGAUGCCAGCAACAGAAGAUCUCACCUUGGCGCCACCGUCAUUGCAUCGAGGCAUGAUUUUCGAUUUCACACCAUCAAGAGAUCUCAGAAGUCCGACGUACGCUAUGACCAUACCUCCCGCCGGCUGCCUGGAUGCCUUCGGGUCCGCCAUAUUCGUGCCAAGUCAAAGUCGUCUUACCAACCCGACUGUCUGGCAAUAUCUGUUUGACAUCUUGUCCUCGGAAGAAAAUAAGAUGGAACUUGUUAUGCUCGUAUGGGACCCAGGUUGGUGGAAGGUGCAGGAAACGACGCGUUGGGGAUGA
Desarmillaria tabescens is the source of this 687-nucleotide messenger RNA. RefSeq lists its product as uncharacterized. Lineage: Eukaryota; Fungi; Basidiomycota; Agaricomycetes; Agaricales; Physalacriaceae. The coding region runs from base 1 to 687 and encodes 228 amino acids. The record is from RefSeq and is a predicted model, not a curated record. The transcript has 7 exons.